This is a messenger RNA of Podarcis raffonei (Aeolian wall lizard), 1377 nucleotides long. RefSeq names its product zinc finger protein 3-like. Gene Ontology annotation, biological process: regulation of transcription by RNA polymerase II. The transcript has 2 exons. Lineage: Eukaryota; Metazoa; Chordata; Lepidosauria; Squamata; Lacertidae. Gene Ontology annotation, molecular function: RNA polymerase II cis-regulatory region sequence-specific DNA binding; DNA-binding transcription factor activity, RNA polymerase II-specific. The record is from RefSeq and is a predicted model, not a curated record. The coding region runs from base 57 to 1187 and encodes 376 amino acids.
CAGAAGGGCGUUUGUGCUGCGUCCCAUUGUGGUUGUGGUGAAAAUGCUCUGCUGGGAUGGGUUGGGGAACAAAAAUGGGGGUUGAGGUUGAGGAGGGUCAUUUGAGUGGGGAGAGAGAAAAGCCCCUCUUUUCAUCUAAGGAACAUUGGAGGGUAUGGCUGGGUGAUGGCUUCAGCGUGGGGUUUGAGGGCGGCUGUGGGUUUCCCCCCCAGGCCUCUCCCUCUUUGCCCUGUUGCUCUGUCCUGACGGGGUUCCUUCUGAUGUUGCAGGUGGGAUUUGAGGAGGCCGCCGCAGAUGUCUCUGAGGAAGGCCGGGUGCCGUCCGAUGUCGAACAGAGACCCCUAUAUGUGGAGGCCAAACAGGAAGAUGCAAGCGAGGCCCAACUGGCAGCAGGUAAAAAGUGGGUGGGCAUACCUGAGGGAGAGAGAUACACACCUGAAGUUGGUGAGGGGUUUUCCGGAGGGAGAGCAGAGGAGGAGAACUUUUCCUCGUGUGGUGAACAAGAAAAUGCCCCUGAGAGUCAUGAAUGGCGAAGUCAAGGCCACGAAGCAGAAGGAGCCCGCGAGUCUAGUUCCUUUGAGGGUGAUGGCAAGGACUUUAGUGAAACCGCGGACCGUAAGGAAGUCUGCACUGGCAAGAGGCAAAACACAUUUCGUGGGAAAAGCUUCGGCCAAAGUCCAGGCCUCCUAGCCAACCAAAGAGCCCGUGUAGGAGGAAAACCGCAGAACAAAUGUUUGAUUUGCGGGAAAUCCUUCUUUUACAGCUCCAACCUUGUCAUCCACCACGGAAUCCACACUGGCGAGCGGCCCUACGAAUGUCCCGACUGCGGCAAGAGAUUCAGCCGAGGCUCCGACCGCAACCGCCACCAGAGGAUCCACACGCAGGAAAAACUGUACAAGUGCCUGGCCUGCGGGAAAUGCUUCCUCUAUAGCUCGGACCUCGUCAUUCAUCAGAGAAUCCACACCGGGGAGAGGCCCUACGAGUGCUUGGACUGCGGGAAAAGAUUCAGUUGCAGCUCGGACCGCAACCGCCACCAAAGGAUCCACACCGGGGAGAAACCGUACGACUGCAUGGACUGUGGGAAAAGGUUCAGUCAGAACGUUCACCUCAAGAGGCACCAAAGGACCCAUGUGGGAGAGAAAUCGUACCAGCGCCCAGAAUACGGGGAAAGUCUGAGCGUGAGCUGAGGAAUGAAAACCAUGUUCCCAUUUACGUUUUAUGAGGUAGUUUGUGGAUCUCAGCCAAGGUAGUUAUGACGUCACGUGUUUCCGUUCUGUUUUUUGAACUUUGUUUCCUGUUUUCAAGUUCCUCCCCCCCCCCAAUUUUUUUUAUUCAUUUUAUAACACAAAUAAACAAUACAAACAGAAAUGCAAACAA